Molecule: messenger RNA, 474 nt
Organism: Helianthus annuus (common sunflower)
Lineage: Eukaryota; Viridiplantae; Streptophyta; Magnoliopsida; Asterales; Asteraceae
Product: small nuclear ribonucleoprotein-associated protein B-like
Exons: 1
Coding region: 1-474 (157 amino acids)
Source: RefSeq, a predicted model, not a curated record
AUGGGGAGAGUUCAUCAACCAUUGCUACUAGUCACCUUUUUUAUAGCUUUCUUAAGCAUUACAAGCAUAACCGAAGGCCGGUCGACACCAUUCAAGAAGUCCGAUGAAUCAAGUGGGUUAACCGACGAGAAAUUUCUCCUUCAUUUGAUUCACCAUGGGCUCAUACCCGGUUUGUUACCAUUUGGCGGGCUUGGACCACUUGGUGGGCUUGGACCACUUGGCGGGCUUGGACCAUUUGGUGGGCUUGGACCACUUGGUGGGCUUGGACUCCCCCUAGGGGGUUUACCACUUGGUUGGUUGGGUGGGCUUCCGCUUCCACUUCCAUUUCCUUUUCCUUUUCCUUUUCGUGGCUUCCCUCCAGGCGGUCGUGGUCCCUUUCCAUGGCGUCGUGGCUUUCCGGGAGGUUCUAGUGGCUUCCCGGGCGGUGCAGGUGGCCUUGGAGGUGAACCUGAGACGGAGAAAAAACGAGUUUGA